AAAUAUACGAUCAACAUAAAAUAGAAAGUAAUUUUACAAACAUUAUAUGUGACUUGUUAAAAGUUUGUAACACCGAUAUAGAAUUGUAUUCAAAGGCAAACGUUGAAGGUUACAAAUAUAAACAAAAUUUCUAUGUAGCUUGUUUUAACAAAGAUAUCACAUUUUAUAUAAUAAUGAGUAUUGUUCUUUUGAAAAAAGAGAACGUUCUUCUUUUUGGGCAAAAGUUGAAUAAAGUCCAGUACAAUCCCCAUAUUUUAGCUUUUGAAAUCAAUGAAAAGGCAUUGGGUGAAUUUUCAAUUAUUGCUUUGAAGGACAUUGUUGGCCCGCCGAUCAAUUUAAUUAAAACCGCAAGAGGUAAAACGGUUUUCAGAGUUAAGGAAUAUUUUGCUUUGUACGAUCAUUAAAAUUAUAGAACUUUUCCAAAGCCUUACCAACCUACACAUUUUUUAAAAAUAUUAAAAUUCAGUAAGUUGUAAGCAAAAAUCACUUCUACACGCACACGACACAUAUGAACACUUACACUAUCUUAUGUACCGAUACGCUUCUCAAGCAUCAAAAUACAUAUACUACACAUUAAGGGAAUAUUACUUAUUUAUCGCCACGGAACGAAGGACAGUUCUACACAAGGCAUUCAAACUUUUGACUGGCGAAAACCGACUUUAAUGUACACACAAACAUCAAACUCAACCAAUCAGACUGCUGUAUAUAUGAAGUUUUUUUUUCCUACAAAAAAUACUAGAUAACAAUAAACCAUUUAACACCUGGGAAUGGCUUCAGACGAAAUAAAUAAUUUUGAACAAAUACAAUUGCCUGAUGUCACCGCCAACGAUUUAGAAACGGGGAAAGUCAUAACUCUUACAGAGCUUAGUCAGAGUCAACUGGAGGUAUUUUUAAACAAAUUACAAAAGAACUGCGACAAACCAGAAGGUGAAAUUGAAGAGUUGCUGCAAACUUGGGAUCAACUAGAGCUUUUGGAGCAUUUCAAAAGUGAAAAUGUGGAUAUAGAAGUCCUCAAGAAAAUUGAGUGCCAUCAUUUGCCGCAAAUCUUAAAGCCGUUCAAAUACACGACCCUCAUAACAUUUGAGCAAAAUCUGCGAAAGUGGCGGGAAUCUAUUGGCAUUCCACUUUUUCUAUAUUCACAAUCACAUUUUGGAUCAAUUCAUCAGUCGCCAAGUACAUCAACAAGAUCUAUCCCAUAUUCAUCACCACUAGCGUCCAGACCAGAAACUCCGACCACUCCAAAGACACCCUACUCUCCGAAAAAUUUAACAUUGUCAACUAUUUUAAACAAUAAUGCAAACGGGCUUGCACUUGCUGAAAGCUACGAUCGAAAUAAACGAUUUACGGACAAACAACGAGCGCAAUUGAUAUCCGUUGUAGCGCAAUAUUUUGACAUUAAUAAAAUACAUCUUGACUUGUCUGCUAGCUAUAAGAUAGAAAAGGAGAUUGUAGAACGAUUUCCAACUGAAAAAUUGGAAUUUUACCGAACGAGCAAACGUGGUAAAAUUUACAAUAAAUAUUGUAAUUUAAAAUUCACGUUCAAGGCGAUAAACGAGCCUCAAAGUAUCAGACAAUCUAUAAAGACGUGUGGGAAAAGGGGAGUUCGAGAAGAGAUUCCAGAGUUAAUUGCAGAAGAAAACGCCGAACAAUGCUUGCGGUCAUUAAAAUUUGAUAAUCUUUCCUCGGAAGAAAUUGAUAGAUGUUGGAUGGCAAGUUCCCAAUACAGGCUCUUGGAAAUACAAAAUUCCGAAUCAACAUCAGACGUAUUUAAAAAAUGGCCACAAUACAAGCAACCAUCUGGCUAUCGCUUUGUGGACAUGGACUUUGGCUAUUUGCACAAGAACUGCUCUUCACUUUUAGACACUUGGGAAGAACUUCAUGAGAAAAUAGUAAACUUUCUGUGCAACGAAGACCACAUCAAAGAAAAAUCCAUAAAGCAGACUCUCAUAAAAAUGAGAUCGAUGAAUCCAUCCGAUAAUUGUCGAGAUGCUACAAUUAUGUGGUCACUUCAUGGGUACUAUAUUCCCAGCCAAAAAUCUGUGCGAAAAGACAGAUUUGGAAAGAAAAGCACCACUAAGUAUACGAUCAAGGACUCCCAGGAAUCAUUUCUUUACAUUGGGCGAAAUACACAGGUGGUUGAAGAACAUAUCGGAUUUUUGAACCAGAGAUCAGAAAGUGUUCAGCCCUUCAUAUAUGUCCUUGGAGAGGAUGUAUUGAACUUUCAAGAGAUAUACGUCUACUUUGACGGUGUUAAAUUUCCAUUUGUAUCAUUUUCUAGGGCAGUAGACAUUUGCUUCAAAAUAUUUUUUUUAUUUAAUUUAAAGUUUCCUACUGCAUCCUCUAGUUUUUGGAAUUUUAUUGAAUCCUUAUAUUUUAGCAGUAAAAAAAAUCAAUGUUCAAAGACUCAUAUAUUGCUCAACGCAAUAAAACCAAUAAAUGUAUGUGACUAA
Molecule: messenger RNA, 2450 nt
Organism: Eupeodes corollae
Lineage: Eukaryota; Metazoa; Arthropoda; Insecta; Diptera; Syrphidae
Exons: 6
Coding region: 768-2450 (560 amino acids)
Source: RefSeq, a predicted model, not a curated record